Molecule: messenger RNA, 2961 nt
Organism: Nomia melanderi (Alkali bee)
Lineage: Eukaryota; Metazoa; Arthropoda; Insecta; Hymenoptera; Halictidae
Product: protein zyg-11 homolog B
Cellular component (GO): Cul2-RING ubiquitin ligase complex
Source: RefSeq, a predicted model, not a curated record
GCUCUGUUUAGACAUUUGGCAAGUCAAUAUGGCGUUCUCUCCACAGGUGAGAGACUACGAUUUUCCGCGGUUGUUUUUACAGUUGUGAACCAGUGCUAUUUCUAAAAGAGUUUAUACAAGAAUUUAAACGUUGUUUUAAAAUUCUACCAAUUGAAUUAUAAAUAUUAACGAGCUGUAAAACUAAGUUUACAAUUUUACAAGUUCUUUUCAAUAUGUGGUAUUAUCAAUGUGCUUGCAAUUAGAUUCUUCAAAACAAAUGUGAAGUAAUGAAAUGCUAGACCAUUGGAAACAAACGAACAUUUGAAAAAAUAGUAAAAGGAAGAUAAAAAAACUUGCAUGUAAACAAAAGUAGAAGAUGUUUGAAUCUCCUAGAAGUCUGCGCGAGGUUUGCAUUGAUUUUAUUUGUGACAAUAUUUUGAACUUGUGCGUACUAUGCCCUGGUUCAUUGGAGACGCCUACUUGCAGUCAACAAGUCAAAUCCUCAGUAAGCGAUAGUAGUACACAUAUUUUGGGUAGUACGGCUAGUUUACCUAGAGCAUCCAGUGAUGCAUCAUCAAGUUCGGCAACAAGACUUAGUUUUAAGCACCCAGAUGUUUUUAUACCCGAUGAAAUCUCAGAACAACUAUUAUCCAACCUCUGUGAAAAGAAAACAUUAUCUGAUUUGACCAUUACACUCUUUGAUUCAAAGUCCACUAGAUUAAGAUGUGUACAAUUAAAAGAUGCAUCUGCAUUGUCAGCAAAGGGUUUAAAAGUUUUAAAACAACAUAAAGUUCAAGAACUGGUGGUUAAUGGAUUAAAAAUAACAGUUAAUGAUCUGAUAAGUUGUUUAGGUGACUGGAGUUUACAAAAUCUUAGGUCGUUAAGUAUAGCAAAAGGAAGUUUUAUGGAUUGUUCACGGUACUGUGUGGCAGUAACACUAAGCAAAUUAAAAUCACUGAAUUCAUUAAACGUAUCUGGAACAGAGUUUAAUAAACAUGGAUUGGAAAUAGUGGUCGACGACCUUCCUCUUUUAGAAAAUUUAGACAUCUCGUGUACAAAAGUCAAUGACAUAACACCAUUGAAGAAAUGUAAAAAUCGAUUAAAAACUCUUUAUAUGUAUAACUUGAAGAUAAAGGAAAGUGCAAAUUUAAUCUCAGUAUUAUUGGAAUUAAAUGAAUUAAGGAAUUUAGACAUUUCCGAUGAAAAAGAUAUGCAUUCGGUCAUAUCUGUGUUGCCUGCACAUCCUGCAAAACCAAAAGUAACAGACUUCUUAAAAACAACACAUUGUAUGCCACACUUAAUCAAUUUAGACUUGUCUGGCAAAAGUGAUAUAGAUUUAAAAGAUUUGAAAGAAUUUAUUAAAGCUCAUCCACAUUUGAGGUUUUUGGGACUUGUUAGUACAGAUGCUUGCUAUGACUAUAGUUUAAUAAAUUCAGCAUACAAUGACUAUAGACCUGGACUAGUUGUUAGCGGUACAGCGACAGAAUCCCAAAUUUUGGAAGCUCUCAGAAGGUAUACAUGCAGACCACUUUAUCUUGAGAAAUGUUUUCUUAAUUUAUUCCGUUUAGCUCAUACUUUUCUUGAACCACGAGUUGACGUAAUAAAGUUGGUAUUAUCCGGUAUGAAAGAACAUCCACACGAAGUUCGUGUGCAAUUAGCAUGUACCGCGUGUCUUUAUAAUCUUUCAAAAGGUGAAUUUGCUAUUAUGAUUCAUCCAUCGAUACUUAAACAAGUUGUUGAAUUAACAUUGGUUGCAAUGGAAUCUUAUCCAACCAAUUAUCAACUGUACAUGAAUACGUUACUGAUAUUAUGUAGCGACAGAAUUCUACAGGAUGUUGCUUUUGAUAAAUACAGAUGUGCAAAAUUAGUGAUGAAUUCCCUGUUAACUUUUAAUGAACCGUUAAUGAUUCGCAUGUCUGUUGCUAUUUCCUCGAUCUUGGCAGCAAAGAUAACACCAGUAGAAACGUCUAUGCUUGGUGCUCAACCUCAAUAUAUGUCUAAAUUACUUUCAAUAGUUAGAUCUAAAGUUGAAUCUAAAUCAGUAGAUAUAACGAUGAAAUUUACAUUAAGUGCACUCUGGAAUUUAACUGAUGAAAGUGCUACAACAUGUACAGUUUUCCUAGCGGAAGGUGGAAUGGAGUUGUUUCUUGAAAUGCUUGAAAAUUUUCAAGGAGAGUCUAGUGUUGAGACUAAAGUACUGGGUUUGAUAAAUAAUAUAGCAGAGAUUAAUUAUUUGAGACCCAGGCUUAUGGAACAUAAAUUCAUUUCUAUGCUUUCUAUUCUCCUGGUGUCUACACACAUUGACGUGUCUUACUUCGCAGCAGGCAUUACUGCACAUCUGCUUAGCGAUGGUCCAAGUGUAUGGUGUACAAAGAAUUUACAUCAAAGCAGAGCACAAUUAUUACAGCAAUUAGCUCACACUGUGACACACUGGCGAACACCUCAAGGAGAAAUGGUUGCUUAUAGAAGCUUUCAACCGUUCUUCCCACUUUUACAUUGUUCAGAUGCUCCAGUUCGACUUUGGGCAGUUUGGGCAAUACAACAUGUCAUUACAAAAAAUCCAAAACAUUACUGCAGCAUGUUAAUCAGAGAAGAAGGUGUAGAAAUAUUAAAGAAUCUAAAAACCUCAAAUACACACAUACAAAACUUACGACGUUCAAUCCUUGAAAUGAUUGAAUUAAAUUCUUAACGAUGACUAUUGCCUUCCAAAACAAAAUUUGCGUACCAUGGAGUUGGUAUACUAGUCAAUGUUUAUAUCUGUGCACUCUUAUAUCCUGUUCUUUAGACCAAAUAAUUAAAACUCUUAUAUGAUCAUGGACAUCUAUCAAAAGUGGACUAAAAUGAAAUAAGUCCAGGAUAUUACUAUCAAAUUCUGUAGACUUAAAUUGAGGACCUGAAUUAUUGAAAAUAGUUCUGUGUAUUAUGAAGUGUAAUGAAGUAUAUUAUACAUAGAUCUUAUGCGUAGAAGUACAUUUGAAUGUA